Molecule: messenger RNA, 5505 nt
Organism: Acanthoscelides obtectus
Lineage: Eukaryota; Metazoa; Arthropoda; Insecta; Coleoptera; Chrysomelidae
Source: the annotation of a GenBank genome assembly
UGUGCAUUCAUUUCGAGCCUGAUGAAGCCAACCAGCAGAAAUACGUAUCGCUCGGGUUACCUAUCCUAUUUUCUGCUCGAAUCCACUUUCCUCCUUUUUGCGGAUUCUGUCCAUUAUUUUCCAUAGGUACCGAUCGAAAUGGUGAUGGAUUUGUGUGAUUUGGCAAAUCGAUAAAGUGAAGAUACAGUGUUGCCAUUUGGGUAUACUACCUACCAGCUGUGUAGUACGAGCGAUAGAUAGCAUACUGUUUAACAUUUGAAGGGUUAUUUCAUACUCGUUAGUAUACUGUUUGAGUAUAUUGGUACAAACGAUUUCGUAAUAAAAAGAUAAAGCUGACCGUAAAGGGCACAGAACAAAAAACGUCUCCUGGUAAGGCUACAUUUUUAGACAUUCGUGUCUAUGUCAGUGCGCAAAGAUUUCGGAUAUAGGUACAUAAAUGUAUCUGAGAUGAUUUACAUCUAAUAUUUAUCAAUUGGUAUGUUUCUCUUUUAUAACCCUUACUCUUUUUUCAAAUUAAAUAAAGACAAAGCAUUUGCGCAUGACCUUGUGAGUGAUAUAAUCACACUAGAUUUGAAUUGAAAAUUACAAAUACCCAUCUGUAUUUUAAAUGAUGUAACAAAGGUACUGUAAAAGCGUGAUACACGGUCAUAUUUUGCAACAUGAAUACUUAUCAAUGUAUCAAUUGCGCUAUAUUUGACCUAAUUGAAAAUCGUGACCUUUCGGAAAUAAUCUGUCCCUGUCCUUGCUUUGCGCUGUCACGUUGACAACGUUGGUUGCUCGGGUUUUGUGUUUCAUGAUACAGUAUUUUUUAACAACAGUUUAAAAUUAGGUUCCUGAUAGGAUUGUUUUUCUUGCUGCUCCGAUAAAUCAUAAACUGUGGCCUUUAGAAGAUUAAGAUAUGACCCCUGCAGAGAUAAAAGCUUGAACGAUAUGAUGCUUCAUAUAAAAUGGUAAAAUCAGAAUAACUGUCAGUUUUUAAACUUCCUUUUAAGGCGCAUAACCUCACUCUUUGUUGUGUUCGCUAUCGAGUGUCUCGCAAUUUGUGUUUCUUUUUGUUCAAGCCUGUCUGGUGCCUUGAGGGCUAGUGCAAUUCCCUUACUGACCCGUAUUUAUUUUCUGGAUAUCCUGACAGCAAAGGGAGGAAUGCUGAGAACGACUAAAGACUGUCUAGGACUGCGUGUUCGUCUAAACUUACUGCACCAUACCUGGAAGUGGCUACACCAGACCAUCACCCUCCACGACUACCUCAUCUCUUUGACAGCAUCUUGUAAAAACGCUCACCCAAAAUCCCUACUAAAGCUCUAAGGGAUAGGUUCAACAGGCACAACAUCUACAAAACAGGUGUUGCUAGUGAAAACAAAGACUAUAGACAAUGGCAUCCACACAGUGCACCCUAGGCAAAAUUAGGCAUUUUGUCUCCCGUAUUAGUGUUAGAAGAUAUUCAGCUCCCACUAAUGAGAAAGACAUUAAAAAAUCAGUGUUCCUUUCCCAAUCUAGAGAUAUCUUCACAAACCUCGCUCUUGAAGACUGGCUGUAUAAGAACUUUGAUUUCAAAAACCAUCAUAUUCUCAUGCUGUGGCAAAGUGAUCCCUGUGUUGUUAUUGGACGGCACCAAAACCCCUGGAUUGAAGCUAAUUUGCCUGAGUUGCCUCACAUCACAGAGAAUGGGGUGAAGCUGGCAAGGCGCAAUAGUGGUGGUGGUACAGUCUAUCAUGACAAUGGCAACCUGAAUCUCACAUUCUUCACAACAAAGGAGAGGUACAGCAGAAAAUAUAACCUGGAAGUCAUCACCCGGGCACUUUUUAGGAAGUAUAAUGCUACGGUGGAAAUCUCGCCGAGGGAAGAUUUGAUGAUCAGAAAUUAUAAAAUUUCUGGUACUGCUUCCAAACUAGGAAGGCCUAAUGCCUAUCAUCACUGUACCCUCCUGGUCAACUCAAAUAAACUAGAUUUGAGUCUAGCUCUCCAAAAGCAGGAUAUUGAGGUCAAAACGAAUGCUUCAAGAUCAGUGUCAUCCAAGAUAAUGAACCUAUGCGAAGAAGUUCCUAAUGUCGAUAUUGCCAGUUUAACAGAAGCAAUCGGAUGGGAAUAUUUGAGAACGCCAGCAUUAACAAUUACUGAUGGUGGAAUGGAGUUGGCUAAUCAACAAAAAGGAUUCCAGAUGAUCAACCCCACUGAGUCUUGGUUCCCAGGUAUGUGUUACAAAUUGUUACAAAAACUAAACUACCUUCUGGGUCGAAAUAAUGUGCCCAGUGUCAACACCAUUCAUCAUUUGGAACUGAAAUUUGAACAAGCAGGUGAAGUUAAAGACUUGCCAAGGUCGAGUCGUGCUCGAACUGUUCGUACUCCGGAAACUAUCGAGGCAGUUCGUGAAAGUGUAGUGGAGCGCCCUGAGACGUCUACCAGACAUCGUUCUCAAGAACUGGGUAUUCCAUUAUGCACUCUUUUAAAGAAAGACUUAUAUUUGCGGCCAUACAAAAUUCAGUUAACCCAAGAACUACAGCCUAGUGACCAUGAAAGACGCCGACAAUACCGUCAUGCAAUAUUGCAUCUUAAUACCCAAAAUAACGAUUUUACCGACGACUUAUAAUGAACGACGAAGCCCACUGCGAUAUGAACGGAUUUGUUGAUAAGCAGCUAGGGAAACAAUGAAUCUUUUUACAAUAUCUCCGGGACAUUUAAUUUCUCGAUUUGGCGAUGUCACCGUGUGCUAUUUCUGUAUUUUGAUUCCAGGGCUCGACAAGAUUCGAGAAGACUUCAUGGGCUGGGACUGGCGCUAUGGCAGAACCCCGGACUUUGAUGUAACAAAAUCCUUCGAAGUGCCUACGCAUUUGACGAACGGCGAACGCCAAGACCUACUGGUCACUAUGACUGUAGAAAAAGGCAACAUCGCAGAUGUGAAAUUGAAGCUCCCCAGUAGACUUAUCCCCGAGGGAUCUUGUGGGGAAGUUAAAGUCGUUACCACGCUUAUUGGACACCGGUUCUCAGUAGAAGCACUGAGUAAGCUCAGCAAUUUACUCAACUUGGCUGAAAAUGAAAGGGAUAGAUUCGUCACUGAAUGCCUGAAGCAAGUGGUCAGUUCGUUUUGAAAUAGAGAUGACAGGAAGGUUAGCAGAGGCUGAGAAGGGAGGUACAGGAAGUAAUCUGGUAUAAUCUUUGCUGAACGUUAAAAAAUCGAAUUUUUUAAAAUGUUGAAACAUCAAAGGAAUAACCUAAGCAUUCAGUAGUUGAUGGAGCACGGAUGGAGAAAAUUUAUCAACUGGUUAGUUUUGAAGAAAAUAAAGUUAUACCAUGAUAAAUGUAUCUUCCGCACAAAAAAUCUCGCUGAUCAUUCCUCCAUGUUUCUCAGUAACGACCAGCAGAAGCAUCUCGCUACCUUUCUGUCUAUACGAUGAAUGUCUCAUAAAAAACUGUCAUUCUCAGUACUUUAAUAAUUAUAUGGUGAAAACAGUACAGUGUGGAUCUCCACUGCUAAUUAAAUUUCGGGAAUUUGUGAAUAAAAAACAAGCAAAUCAAAUUACACGUAAAAUUUGAAUAUCGACCUUCACAAUAGUGUCCACACAACGCCGGUAUUUUCUCUAGGCUGAAGAUCCGAGACCUCACUGCCGUUGACCCCACUGUAUUCUAUCAUUCGUUGACAGAGUAUGGGACACCAUAGAGGUGAUAGGAACCCGCAAUUGAACAACCGCAAGAAUAAGGAUGUUUUCAAGAAGGGUGUACAGAUUUUAUAGAGGCAAAAGGCCCUACUCGGAGGGCUGACAUAGGCAAGGCGGAUGAAGAGCUGCCAUCGAAGAAACUCUGUAUAUUGGAAGAAUUACCUCCAUCGUACCAAGUGCUCGACUGUACCGGUAACAGUUUUAGGCAAACAGAUUGUCACACCACUGAUUGGCGAGGCCCUUGACUAUCUAGAGCUUUUAGGUGCUAUCAAUUAUGCACACCGAAUCUUGAUUAUGAGAACAUGCGUUCCAGUUGCAGGAGAAGUCGCUGAUGCGUUAGAAACUUUUCCUCACAUUAAAUGGGAGAACUACGCAGGGGAAAUCAUUCCACCGGCAAGUGCGAGAUUUGUUUUCACUGUAUAAUAGAAAAUGUUCCUCAUCACAUCACCAGCUUUCAACUAGUCAAUAAAUGUUAUUUGACAUUGUAUUAAGUUAACCAUGAAUCGAUUUCCUACUUUUGUGUCAGUUUAUGAUUUUUCUCAAUCACUUAGAUUCUACAACAGUUCAAAUGCUUCUAAAGUUCUGCUAAAACUGCUAAAUCCUGAGACUGUUUCAAUAGCAUAUUUUUGUACUUUUUAUGGUCAGCUUUAUUAGAGAAAAAUAGUUCGUUUCUUAGAUUGUGGUGAAAUUUAUUGAUGAUUACGUUCCAUAUGAUAAAUCAUAAUGUGGUUCAUACAAAACAUUAUUAGGAUAUAUAAAAAGCAAAUAAAAAGAGCAGGCUAUAACUUUAACCCACUGGCGGUAGCUCAGUGUGCGGUAGCAACGGAUAACUGGUUCCUAACUGGUAUCUGGCUACAAUGAUAACCAAAUACUAGUUUAAGUGACUGGAUAUUAAUAAAACAAAUAACCGCAAAAUUUACGAAAUUUAGUUAUAUUCCUACAAUCAGCCUUCAGUUAGUUAAAUUAAACAGCUAACACUACAUCAAAGAUAAAGUAAAAAGACAAAUAAAGUGUUUUUUCUGUGUUAAAAAAAACAAACUAAUGAAGGUUUGAGAUCAAAGCAAAUCACAUCAAAAUACGUAUAUUUCAAGUAGUCCUUUCUUAUUUCAAAUAAAACAAACUUUAAAAACAAAAGCCGCCAUUAUCCCUGAAUUAGUAAAUAAACAGACAAUUGCGGUUUAUGAAUGCCAGUGGUUCUACGGUCUCUGGCUAAAGCCGGUUUUGCUGCUCCUUGUAAAAUAUGCCGGCUUUAAAAGACAAAUAUCUCACUGUAUACUCUAUUACAAGGAGACAAUAGGUAUACUUUGAAAAACCUUGCCAAGAUUGGAUAAUAUUUUUUGCAUGGUUUAUAAUGAAAAAUGAAUUGUUAGAAUAAUGUUCCUUUUUCAAAAUAUUUACAGUUGCAGCUGGUCAUUGAUAAAUGACACAUAACCAAAUCUAAGUUAUCUAGUCUUAAAAUGUGAUGUGAUAUUUAAUAUUUUGAUUCGUAAUAUUACAAUGUCAAAUGAUGAAUUGAUUUUCAAAGUUCAAUGUCAUAAAUCUAAAUGUCAUGUUGAUGGUUUUUGUUAUUUUAUGUGUAACUGCCCAGUUAUAGUAUUUAAUUUUUAAAGCUGUUAUAGAUUUUAAGAUUUUACCACUUGGAUAUAUUUGUUAGCGUUUUGUGUUAUUUUAAUCCUAAGUUUAAGUGCCGUUUUUAAUAACGGUUCACAAGAAUUAAUCAUAUCAUUUUAUUUUUAACAGUUUUACAUCUAGUUCUGUUUAUUUUGUUUCUAGCUUAGGUUUAUCCUUGCAAUAGUGUUUUGGAGUUGUUGUGCCUUAUUUAGUGUUAAUAAAAUUAUAAAAAUGUAAUAGA